GUAGAUGUGAGGGGUACUAGAAUGACGUCAGUAAAAAGUAGGCUUUUUUUCUCCUCUGUGCGGCUUGCAAAAGUAAAACCGUGUUUUAAAAGUUUGAAAAGUUACUUGAUGCGAAUCGUCUUAAGUUCCAAGACAGGUCUGAAGCAAAACGUUCUAUCCUUGUGAUACAGAGCUUGUCGAGUCAUACAAAGGUGAAACGCUGCAGUUUUCAAAAGUUUAUGCGUCUAUUUCUGGAGUUUGAAUGUGAAAAUUGAUGAGCAGAAGAGUCUUACGCAUCUAGAAAUUAAAUAACUCAAGACAACAUUUUGUGUGUUCACCGGAAUUCUACGACAUGGGAGUCCUACUAUUAAGUAUUUGCAAACUGGUGCUGGCAAUAGUAACAGGUUUAAGCUUGUGCAAAUAUGCACAUGCUGACUGGAAUGCAACUAGAGAAUCAGAAACUGAUGCUGUGCUCUGCAACAACUUGGAAGAUGGCAAUUGCACAGAAGUCACUGAGCAUGCAAAAAGAAGAGGGCACUUCUCUGUGUGUCCUAAAGAGUACCAACAUUACUGCAUCAAAGGGAAGUGCCGGUAUGUGGUGGAUGAGCAACAGGCAGCAUGCAUAUGUGAAAAUGGUUAUACUGGCUCCAGAUGUGAAUUACUGGAUUUUUUCUACCAACGAGGUGACCGAAAGCAGAUUAUUAUUGCCAGCCUGAUUGCAGCAAUGGUGCUCGUGAUAAUUCUUAUAAUAUUCAUUUGCAUAUGUGCACAAAAGAGUGAAGCUUAUUUAACACAUAAAAGAGACAAAGGGGCUGAAAAAGAUGUGAAACCUGCGGCAGACAGACAGCAGCCGCAGAUCCUGUUUGAAUAUACCAGGGCGCUCAUACUACUAGCUCGUCGUCGAUAUGGCAGAUAA
Polyodon spathula (Mississippi paddlefish) is the source of this 895-nucleotide messenger RNA. Its product is annotated as probetacellulin-like. Gene Ontology annotation, biological process: positive regulation of cell population proliferation; epidermal growth factor receptor signaling pathway; positive regulation of mitotic nuclear division. Bases 332 to 895 code for a protein of 187 amino acids. The record is from RefSeq and is a predicted model, not a curated record. The transcript has 6 exons. NCBI's taxonomy places the organism in Eukaryota, Metazoa, Chordata, Actinopteri, Acipenseriformes, Polyodontidae.